Molecule: messenger RNA, 2611 nt
Organism: Hydra vulgaris (swiftwater hydra)
Lineage: Eukaryota; Metazoa; Cnidaria; Hydrozoa; Anthoathecata; Hydridae
Product: POTE ankyrin domain family member J
Source: RefSeq, a predicted model, not a curated record
UACCUUUUAUGACUACUAAAAAAUCUGAAUACUACAUUUUACAAAUAAAAUCCAGCUCAAAUUACUAAAGUUAGCAAACUGAGGCUGUAUACUACAAGUUGCACCAUGACGUUACACCAUGACUGUUACACAUCAUGGCUACUAUCUAGUAUGGUUCCUAAAUACAUUGAUUUAAAAAGUUUAUGAAAUUUUAAAAAGUGCAAGUUUUUGGUUACUAGCAACAUUAUUUUUCAAAUGGAUUUACAGAGUUCCCAUUAUUAUGAAGAUGAGUUCAAUGAAAUACAAGGUCUAAUGAAUGAUUUAUCAAGUAAUCUUGUUAAUACAAAAAUUAAGAAGAAUUGCACUGUGUUUACUUCACGAGAAACAUACAUUCUUACCUGUACUAAUGAAGAAUUUAACGUACGUUUAGCCAACAUGGAUGCUGAUGAUCUUGAAAAAUCGAAACGAGUGCUAGAAAAUGAGUUAAGUUACAUUGACAAGCAGUUGAAAGAUUCUUUAAGUGCUGAAGAAGAAAUUCUAAAAAACAAGAAAGAAAUUAUAUGGCUGCGUUUAUCAGCAUGCAUCGAGCAAAGAGAACUUUUGAAAAAACAGCUUAGUGAUAAAGAUUUUCUUAGUAUGUUGUUAACAACAACUGUUGCUGAUCAAAAAGACAAAACAACUUUGAAUGAGAUAUCACUUAAUUUGGAGCAAAAUACAAAAGAAGGAUUAUUAUGUUCUGAACUAAAAGAAAUGACUGAGAAGAGUUCAGCUACACAAAUGACUGAUGAACAGAGUGUUGCGAUAUCUGAGAAGCAGAUUUCUAUGGACCAAAUAUCAAGUGAACAAAUUAUGAAUACUGAAACCAGUAAUGGAAUAGAAGCACACAAAUUGAUGACAGAAUGGAAUCCUAUAAAACUGUUAGAAGAAAUUUUUAGUAAAUAUACAUUGGAAACAAAAAAUAAAAAAGAAGAAAUAUCCUUAAAGAAGAAAAAGAUGCUUAAUAUGCAAGGAUAUCUGGAGAAAUUGCCAAUGAAUCAAACUAAAGUAAAACCAUUUAAGGGAUGGAAAAAAAGAUUUUUCAAGAUUUCUUCUGGACAUCUUUUUUAUUAUGAGAAUCACAAUACAAAUGUACAACUUGGAAGUAUUGAAGUAAAACAAGCAGAAAUUGUCAUUGAAGCUGAAAAAACUAUUAACAUUAAGUCUCAGAUAAAUGGAGAAUCGCUGUCUUUACGAUGCAGUACACAAGUAGAAACAAAUGAUUGGUUUAAAAUAUUGAAACUGGCACAGUGCAUUGAUGAAGAGGAAAAAAAAAAGGAUAUUGUUAUCAUAGAUAUUGGUUCAUUGGUUAUUAAAGGAGGUCAAAUAGAUUCUCCUGAAAUUUGUUUUCCAGCAGUUGUUGCUUUGAAAGAUUUAAAAGGAAAGUAUGAUGAUUUAUCAUAUGUUUUACAACCUGAAAACUGCAUUAUUGGAUUAGAAGCAUUUCUUCCUAAUAACAGAGCUAAUUCUAAAUUGAUUUAUCCAUUAAAGUCAGAUUUAACUAUUGACCAGUUUUCAAUUAAAGUACGCUUCAUUCCAUUGAUAAUUGAAAAAGUGUUUCAGCUACUGCAAACUAAUCCAAGAAAUAAAACAAUUAUAAUAGUCUGUCCAAGGUACUUGACUGUUUCUGACAAAGAGUAUAUUGUGGAGUUUUUGUUUUCACAACUUGAAGUUGGAUCUGUAUGCAUGCAAGAGCAAGCUCUUUUAUCAUUGUACUCAUAUUCAGCUACAACUGGAAUUAUUGUUGAUAUAGGUGAUCAUCUAGAUAUACUACCUGUUGUAGAAGGUACUAUCAUUCAGAAAGGUGUCACAAGUUUGUCUUCUAUUGGACAACAAAUAACAGCAAGUUUAAAGAAACUUUUAUCAGGAGAAGGUUACAGGUUUUGUUCUGAUAUAGAAAAUUAUGUUGUACAAUACAUCAAAGAGCAAAUUGCAGAAGUGCUUUUAAUACCAAAUGAUAAAAUUGAUACAGUGCUAGUAGAUAUUUCCAAAUUUAACCUUCCAUACAACUUCAAAACAUUAAAAGUGGAAGAAUCGCGAUUCGAAUGUGUUGAAGGUUUGUUCCAGCCAUCAUUGUGGGGAAAAGACAUUCCAUCUUUACAAGUGUGUCUUGAAAAAGCUAUAAAAGCAUGUGAAAUUGAUGAUAGAAAAGAAAUUUCUAAAAAUAUAUUUUUAUCAGGAGGAUCUUCACUUAUUAAAGGUUUAGGAGAAAGAUUAGAAAAAGAACUACAAUCUUUAAUACUAUCUUAUGUGCACGUAAAGGAGUCGGCAAACACUCAUCGAAUUAAUGCUGCAUACAAAGGUGCUUCUGUUUUAUCAACUUUGCCAAACUUCCAAAAUUUGUGUAUCACGAGAAACGAGUGGAUUUCAGAAGAUAUUUCAACUUUAAUGAAAAGAUGGUCGGUUUAACCGUUCUGUUAAAAACCAACCAUGAAAAUGACAAGAUGAGCUCCAGGUUUUUGGUAAAGGUCCCUUAUUUUAAAAAAAUGGUAGCUUAUGACAAAAUGGUAACUAAUUCAAGUCAACUUGUCCACCUUAAUGGAUUUUAGGAACCAAGACCCAUAAUAUAUAGAAAUAAAGAAUGUUGUUAUCUUUA